AUGUCUGACUUUCAGCUUGGUAAAAUUUUUUACGAUCAUAGCCAUGGUAAAUAUUAUGUAGAAAACAAUUUAGAUUGGAAUCGUAAAUGGCAUAAUGUUGUUUGGUCAGAUGAGUUCAUUUUUAACAUUAAGCAGUUUUCAGCAAGUCAUAAUACACAAUAUGGACUAGGGCCAAUAGUCCCUAUCCGUGGCAAUGUAAAUGGUGAAGCUUAUGUUAGACUUUUAAGAAAGCAUGCUAUUCCUGCUAUACAACGUCUAGUUCCUAACGGACCAGCUAAAGAAGCUCUCAAACAAGCUAGUAUUUCUAUUCUACCUUGGCUUGCCCAAAGUCUAGAUAUGAAUCCAAUGAAAAACAUGUGGCAUGAAGUUGAAAGACGUUUGCAUAAUUCUCCGGAUGAGCCUACAAGUAUUGAUGAUUUAGAGGAAAAGGUUAUAGCAGCUUGGUAUUCAAUUCCAUGCCAAUAUUAUCGUGAUGUGGUGUUUAAAUGGUUCAUCA
Molecule: messenger RNA, 496 nt
Organism: Racocetra persica
Lineage: Eukaryota; Fungi; Glomeromycota; Glomeromycetes; Diversisporales; Gigasporaceae
Source: the annotation of a GenBank genome assembly